Molecule: messenger RNA, 993 nt
Organism: Rhodotorula toruloides NP11
Lineage: Eukaryota; Fungi; Basidiomycota; Microbotryomycetes; Sporidiobolales; Sporidiobolaceae
Product: expansin family protein
Exons: 7
Coding region: 1-993 (330 amino acids)
Source: RefSeq, a predicted model, not a curated record
AUGCGUUCUGGACACAGUGCUGACGGCGGAUCGGGCAACGAGGAAGAGACAGAGGACAAAGUUGGCUUGCUUGCGCCGCUUCCGUUGCGCGCUGGGCGGGAGAAACGACGACGGUUGGCGAGGGGGGAUGUUGAGAAGUCAAGGGUGGUCUGGGAGGCCAGGUCGUUGCGCAAGGGUCGGCGAAGCUACCCUUCCAGCGAAUCCAGCGACGAGACAGAUACCGACUCUCGCUCUUCCGCUUCAGAAGACGCAGGACCUGAAGAACGAGGACGAGCGCGAGCGCGAGAUACAGGAAGUCCGUUCGGGAAUUGGCAGGUCUGGCUCGGAAUUGGGAUGGGCCUGCUAGGCGUCGUCGGAUUGGCAUAUUACCUCUAUACGCAUCCUGCUUCUUCCGCUUCGACGUCUUUCGCAACACCGUCCGGUGCUGCCGCGCCAACAACGACACCGGCUGCAGUAGACGUAACGACAUCGCCAUCUGUCACUGCCUCCGCGACAGACCUUACAUUGUCGCCUGUCGACACUGCCGGCUCGACGACUUCUCCCUCGACAGACGACACCGCCGCCUCCACUUCCAUCCCUGUGUCCUCGACUGAGUCAUCGAAAGCCUCUUUAGUCUCUGGCGAACCGAAAGGAACGGCGAGUGCGUCGGCCAGCGGCAGUACGGCGUCGGGAAAGGCGAACGGCCAGACUUAUACUGGAAAGGCGACAUUCUAUACACAAAACGGCGUCGCAGGCGCCUGCGGCAAAGUCAACCCCGACAGCGCCCUAAUUUGCGCCCUCAAGACCGAGACCUACGCCGGCGGCAAGAACUGUGGCAAGAUGAUUCGGAUCACGAGGACGAGCGGGAAGGGAGGGUCGAUAGAUGUGCAGGUCGCGGAUAUGUGUCCUUCGUGCGAGGGACCUGGGUACGUAGACUUAAGUACCGGCGCAUACAACAAACUCGGCACAGUCGACGAAGGAUGGUUCGACAUCUCCUGGCAGUUUAUCGACUGA